Molecule: messenger RNA, 1125 nt
Organism: Ilex paraguariensis (yerba mate)
Lineage: Eukaryota; Viridiplantae; Streptophyta; Magnoliopsida; Aquifoliales; Aquifoliaceae
Source: the annotation of a GenBank genome assembly
AUGGCGGACGGUACGAAUAAUGAUGGUGAUUUCUCUAAGCAACAUAAGAUUGAAAACGACAAGGAGGAAGCCGGGAAACCGAAGGUUGCGAUCGAACACUUCGACAGCAAUCAAGAAGCCGUCAAGAAGAAGCUGAAUGAGUUGCCAAGUGAGAUCGAUGACGAUCGCAAAAAUCAUGAUAUUCAAGUUGAAGAAACUGGACAGAAAAUGUACGAAGGGAUGAAUGAAAGCGAAAUGGAAGAUGAUGUGCAGAAGCAUUUGAAUCAUUUUUGGAUUGAUCAUCACUUGUAUCUGUUGCAAUCGUCAUCCGACGAUGGUAGCGAUCUUGAUCUUGGAAAUUCUGAGAAUGACGAGGAUUUGAACAUAAAGAAACAGUCCGAUCAAGAAAAUCAAGGAACAAUAGCAAACGCUGAAUUCACAGAUCAAGAUCGCAAUGACAAAGUUGAAGAUGAAAUUCCCGAAGAAAAUUCAAAACUCCGUCCCAUUGUUGAGACAUUAGACCAGCAGAUAUCCCAAUUUAAGAGAUUAGCUAGAGGACACAAAAAAUUAUGUAACGAUGAUGAUUCUGAUGACGAAGAAGUGUUGAGGAAGAUUUUGGGACUGAAAGGUGAUAGUAAACUGGAACACUUGGAUAACAAGUCGAAAGAUACUGAUCAGUUCAACGAUGUUACUCAUCCUGAUUUUUACACAAAUAUUGAAGGACUGGAAGAACAAAUGUACGAAUUGAUGAGAGAAUUUAAAGAAGAUGAAGAGAAAGAAAAACAAGGUCGUUUGAACAAGCUAAAUGUAAAGCAGAAAGUGUCGAAUCAACCUGAGGACGGCAUAGAUUGUGUUGAUUUUGCUGAAAUUCAUGGACUCGAAUUCGACAAAAGCAAAGAAGAAUUCAAAGGGAAAGAAGAGGAUGUGACGAAAGGGGAGUUAGAUCGGAAGCAGAAAAAGGCGUUGGAUCAAGUAUAUGAGGCCUUGGAAUUGAUAUUAGGUGAGCUUGACACUGAGAUCCCUCGCCUGCAAGUUCAUCUUGCCCGGUUGAGGCAACAAGUGGUGGAAAUAUUUCAGCAGUUGGAAUUCGAAUUUGAAAAAGCUGAAGCAGAGGAAUUCCGAUAUGGAAAUGGAGGAACCAGCUGA